This is a messenger RNA of Danaus chrysippus (African queen), 4956 nucleotides long. NCBI's taxonomy places the organism in Eukaryota, Metazoa, Arthropoda, Insecta, Lepidoptera, Nymphalidae. The record is from the annotation of a GenBank genome assembly.
AUGGCUGCGACGCAGGCUGAGUCUCAGCGUGGCGAAGCGAACGUAGAUCAGAAUUCAUCAGAACAGCUCAGUGAAUCUCGGAACGCUUUAUUACAAAACGGCACCGAUAAGUCCAUCGGGCGCGUACCGCCCGAUGGCGUUGUGAACACAAAGAGUAAAUCGCCGAUGUCGGCCGAUCCGGGUCCGCCACGCGACGCUGGAGAGGCGCCGGGCCACGACCGGGGCGGCGAGCGGCCGAUACCGGACCAGUACAGCUCGUACCGUUAUCCAGAAGGCGCAGAUCCUUAUUAUGCUCAACGGCCAGGUUUUCCCGGCAAACCGAGGCCCCCGCCCCAGCAGCGAUUCUUCCCAGGACAAGCAGUGUCGCAGGCGCCAGGCCCUACGCCUACCUUGAAUUCGUUGUUGCAAUCUAGUGGAGCGCCGCCUCACCGGUACCCCAACAGCUACGACCAGCCCCCGGGUGGCUAUGGACCUGCUCCCGGGUGGCCACCGCCUAGGCCUAUGCCGCCGUACAAUCCUCAAGGAAGCCCAUAUAGAAAUUCAACGCCACCUCGCGGGUAUGGGCCUCCGUACGGCUCCGGAGCGCCCGGGGGUCAGCCCCCCGGAGCGUACGGUCCGCCGGGCUCCUACCAGCCGAGGUAUCCGCCAGGGGCUCCCAACUCGAGACCGCCUUUCACACAUCAGGUGUACGAGCGUGGUGGGUCCCCGCAGCCGCCCACCCAUCCACCGGGCGCCCCGAGUCCCGGCACAGCACAGAACCCUCCAGGAGGAUUGUCCCCGACACAGGACUCGCAGCACCCGCCCCACUUGCCGCCCGGGGCGCAGCCUCCGCAUCAGGGCUACCCUCCACCGCCGAGACCAGCUCAGCCAUCAACACCCAAUGCACACGAUCAGGACGCGGAUCUGACCGGUCAGAACAGCAAUGAUUCCGGCGGCAGCGGUGGCGCGGGGCGCGCUUCCACGCCGCACUUGAGGCCCACACCGAGCCCCACCGGCUCCAGUGGAUCGCGAUCCAUGUCACCGGCUGUCGGUACCCAGAAUCUACCGAUGCCACCGCGGCCGUCGUCGUCUCUAUCGGACGGCAGCGGGCCGACCGUGCGAGCAGGCACCGGCGCCCCCGCUGCUGGCCCUCCGCCCUCGGGCGCUCCGCCCCCCGGAGCCAUGCUGCCGCAGCCCUACCCGCACCACGGGCCGUACAAGACGGCGCCCUACCCGCCGCAGCCCUACGGCUACCCCCCGCGCAACCACCACCCCUACCCUUACGGAGGAUACAGGCCGACACCUCCGCCACAUCCCUCACAGCAUUACCCGCCACUCAAGCAGGCGGGUCGUCACAUGGGUCCGCCGGCGGGUGCUGGCGAGGCUAUGCCGCCGCCGACCGCGCCCGGGGAGCCCCACGACAACGGACCAGCGGCGCCCGCCACUGCGCUCGUCACCACCGGCCCCGACGGAGCGCCGCUGGACGAGGGCAGCCAACAGAGCACACUCAGCAACGCGUCCGCUGCGUCCGGCGAGGAGACGUGCGGUACACCCAAGAGUCGGAAGGAGUACGGCGCGGGCAGCGCGGCGCCCUCGCCCUCGCCCGGCGGAGCCUCGCACUCGUCCGUACACGACGACUACGACGCCUCCGCCUCGCCCUGGCCGAGACCGCCCUCUAGUCCCGUGUUUAACAGUCACAUAGCGCCGGAGUCCUACAGAUCAAAGAAGUCGGACUCGCUGGGCAAGCUGUACGAGAUGGACGACGCGCCGGAGAGGAGGGGCUGGGUGGAGAGGCUGCUGGCCUUCAUGGACGAGAGGCGUACGCCCAUCGCCGCCUGCCCCACCAUCAGCAAGCAGCCGCUGGACCUGUACAGGCUGUACCUGCUGGUGCGGGACCGCGGGGGCUUCGUGGAGGUGACAAAAAAUAAAACGUGGAAAGACAUAGCCGGGUUACUCGGCAUCGGCGCGUCGUCAUCGGCCGCUUACACUCUGAGGAAGCAUUACACGAAGAACCUGCUGGCGUACGAGUGUCAAUUCGACCGCGGGGGCAUUGACCCCCAGCCCAUCAUCAGCCAGGUCGAGGCGUCCACCAAGAAGAAGAGCGGGAAGGCAAACAGCACCUCCAGCGCAGGGUCAUCGAACUCCCAGGAGCAGUUCCCGGGCGGCGCGGCGGACGGCUACCCGUCACACGGCGCGCACCCCGCACACUACGCACCCUACCCGCCGCAGCCGAGCCAGCCGCAGGGCGGCGGGCCGGGCGGCGACAACCUCGCCGCCUCCAACCCGUUCGACGAGCCGCCGGGGCCCAGGCGACCCCCAGGUUACCAACAAGGUUACGGGUACGAGUACGGCUCGCCCUACCCCACCAACAGGCCGGUGUACCCGCCAUACGGUCCGGAAGGAGACAGGGGUUACGGCGGUAGCGGAGAGUACCGCUACGGGUACGGCGGUUACCGUGCGGGGGCGCCUGCGGCCGGCGCUCCGCCCUCGCAGCCCGCGCCCGCGCAGCCCGCACCGGCCCAGCCGGCGCAGCCCUACCCGGACUACUACCGCGCGCCGCACCCUCACGCGCACCCUCACCCGCCGCACCCGCCGCACCCCCCGCACCCUCCACACCCGCCGCACUCGCCGCAGCAGCAGCACGACCUGUCCGGGGGCGCGGGUCUGCUCAGCUCGCAGCUCGCUCGUCAGCUCGUGGCGCCGCUGCCGUCCCCGCGGAGCGCCUACGGCGGCGGAGCCAGCGCGGGCGGCCCGGCCGGAGCGCCCCGGCGGCAUCCAGACUUCGCCAAGCAAGAGGGGUACGCGGGCCCGGGAGGCCCGGGCGGCCCGGCAGGGGCGGCGCGGUUCGCAGGCGGCGGCUGGGCGGGCGGCUUCCCCCGCGGCGGGCCCGCCCCCGCCUGGCGGCCCCCCGCGCCCCUCCCGCACGCGCCGCACCACCCGCACCAGCCGGCCUGGCCCCACCACCAGCCGCACCAGCCGCAUCAACCUUACCACCCGCCGACGCCGGGCGGCGUGGCGUGGGGCGCCCCGCGGCCGCCGCAGGAACUACCGCCCGCCGCGUCUUCACCCGGUGCAGCGGGCGUAGGUCAAUUAAAGAGGGAAUUAACGUUCCCCGCCGAGUGUAUAGAGGCGACCGUCCCCGCCGCGGAGAAGCGUCGCCGACUGACCAAGGCCGACGUGGCGCCCGUCGACGCCUGGAGGAUCAUGAUGGCGCUCAAGUCCGGGCUGCUGGCCGAGACCUGCUGGGCCCUCGACAUACUCAACAUUCUACUCUUCGACGACAACUGUAUAGGAUACUUUGGGCUCCAGCACAUGCCCGGCCUACUCGACCUGCUGCUCGAGCACUUCCAGAAGAGUCUCGGAGACGUGUUCGACGCCCCCGCCGCCGAGAGCGAGCCGUGGUACGCGCCGCCCGCCAGCCCUGAGCCCGUGACGAGAGCGAGGCGGAGGGCCGACCCGCCCGACCCCGCCGACCGGCUGCGGGUGCUCUCCUGCGAGAACUACACGUUGCAAUCACGGCGCCGCACGCCCGUCACCAUGGUGUCCCGGGUCGACCGCGCCGACGAGGAGCUGUUCGCGCCCGACGACCCCGAGCCCGACCGAGACGUGGACGACGUCACGGAGCCCUGGCAGCUCGGCGGGGAGUCGGCCGGCGCGCACGUCAUGCCCUGCUUCCGGGGGGAGUUCGUACACCUGCCGUUCGUGCGCGUGCUGCCCGGCGAGCGGCCGCCCUCGCCGCCCGCCCCCGCGCCCGCGCCGCCGCCCUCAUCCCCGCGGUGUCCGCCCGCUACAGCCUCCUCGCCGGAGUGUUCGCCCGCGACCACGCCGCCUCCCGCCGACGCUGACAACCUGGAAGCGGAGCCCAUGGAGCUGGAGCCCGAGAGGCGGCCGACGCUACAAGUGAGAGACCCCGCCGGUGUGAUGAAACGACGCCGGCUAGAGGACUACGAGGACGAGUGUUACACGCGCGAUGAGCCCAGCCUCAACUUAGUGAACGAAUCCCGCGACGCUCUCGCGAGACGAUGUAUCGCCUUAUCGAAUAUAUUACGUGGACUCACGUUCGUGCCGGGGAACGAGGCGGAAUUCUCCAGGUCCGGGGCGUUCCUCGCGCUCGCCGGGAAACUGUUGUUGCUUCAUCACGAACACGCGCCUAGAGCCGCGAGGGCGAGGGCCUACGAGCGAGCGGCCAGGGACGAGGUGGACGCGGACUCGUGCUGCUCCAGUCUGAGGGGCGAGGGGGAGUGGUGGUGGGACACGCUGGCCCAGCUGCGGGAGGACGCGCUCGUGUGCUGCGCCAACAUCGCAGGAAGCGUGGAACUCGGCGGACAACCCGAGGCCGUGGCGCGGCCGCUGCUGGACGGCCUGCUGCACUGGAGCGUGUGCCCGGCGGCCGUGGCGGGAGACGCACCGCCGGCCGCCGCGCCCGGCUCGCCGCUGUCGCCGCGUCGCCUCGCUCUGGAGGCGCUGUGCAAGCUGUGCGUGACGGACGCCAACGUGGAUUUGGUGCUGGCGACACCGCCGCGCGGUCGAAUGGCGGCUCUGUGCGCGGGCCUGGCGCGGGACCUCUGUCGACCGGAGCGGCCCGUGGUGCGCGAAUUCGCCGUCAACCUGCUGCACUACCUGGCGGGCGCGGGCGGUGCGGCGGCGCGCGAGGUGGCCAUGCACGCGCCGGCCGUGGCGCAGCUGGUGGCCUUCAUCGAGCGCGCGGAGCAGACGGCGCUGGGCGUGGCCAACCAGCACGGGGUGGCGGCGCUGCGGGACAACCCGGACGCGAUGGGCACGUCGCUGGACAUGCUGCGGCGUGCGGCGGCCACGCUGCUGCGGCUGGCGGAGCACCCCGAGAACCGGCCGCUGAUCCGGCGCCACGAGCGGCGCCUGCUGUCGCUGGUCAUGAGCCAGAUCCUGGACCAGAAGGUGGCGCACGAGCUGGCCGACGUGCUGUUUCACUGCAGCCAGGCGGCGCCCCCCGCGGACUGA